GUUCGAAUAGCUCUCGCACUUAUAGUUAAACCUAAUAUCGAGUACAUGAACAAGAACACUUAAUGAAUCGGCUACACUACAUUAUAUUAUUUAUUGAACUCUACAUUUUAUAAUAAAAAAAGUGCUGAAUGCAAAACCAAUUACGAAUACCGCUAUAUCUUGGAUAUGGUCAUAAAAAAGUAUUUACAAGACAUCAGCUAAAUAUUAUUUCUAUUCGAUGGAAAACAGUGUGUCCAGAAAUAUCACAUGAUAAUGAAACUACUGUAUCAACAUCUAGUCCUCGGUGGAAUAUUUUACAUUCAGAACCUGUGUAUAAUCCAACAUUAGUGGAAAAUCCUAAUCUAUGUAAAUCUUUAUGGGAUCGUUUACAACUGUUUAAUCCAGACAAGACAUUGGCGUUAAAUCAUAAUGAGUCUAUUGUUAGCAUGAUUUUACCACCUCCGAAUAUCACAGGUACACUUCAUGUUGGACAUGCGCUUACAUGUACCAUUCAAGAUGCAAUCGCUCGUUGUUACAGAAUGCACGGAAAAACAGUUCUAUGGGUUCCUGGUAUGGAUCAUGCUGGAAUUGCGACGCAGUCAGUAGUUGAAAGAGAUUUACUAAAACAAUAUUCAUUAAAUUCUAGUCAAUUUCCUAUUAAUCAAUCUAAGUCAUCAGCAUCGAGCUGUCAAGUUCCUUCAAAUCCAAGAUUAUUACUGGGACGGGAAAAUUUUAUUCAACGUAUUUGGGAUUGGAAAAAUCAACACGCCGAUUUGAUCCGUGAACAAUUGAAUAGUCUUGGAUUAUGCUUGGAUUGGAGUAGAGAGUUUUUCACAUUAAGUCCUAGCCAUUCGGAGUGUGUCACUGAAGCAUUUUUAAGAUUGUACAAUGCAGGAUUGAUUUAUCAGUCUGAAAGUUUUAUAUCUUGGUGUUGUUAUCUCCAAACAGCCAUCUCCGAUAUCGAAGUUGAAUUUCGUGAUAUUUCAGAGUCGAAAUUUCUCAAUGUACCAGGUUAUGAAAAGCCAAUUGAAUUCGGUAUAAUGGAUUAUUUCGCCUAUCGUGUGAUAGACCCACCAAAAUCAUCAUUAUCAGAAUGUAAUCACUUUGAUUCAAGAUGGGACGAAAUAGUUAUCGCGACUACCCGUUUAGAAACAAUGCUUGCUAGUGUAGCUCUAGUUGUCCAUCCAGAUGAUAAACGUUAUCAACAUUUAAUUGGGUGUUACGUAGAACAUCCAUUUUAUCCAAAUGAACGUCUUCCGAUAAUUGCCGAUGCACAAUUUGUUCAGCCUGAAAUAGGCACAGGUGUUGUAAAACUCAGCCCAGGUCAUAGUCAAGUUGAUUGGGAAGUAGCAAAACGGCAUCAACUCCCUAUUAAACAUGUAUUUGAUAAUUCUGGUUGUAUAACAAAUACGGGAAGUGAAUUCGAUGGAUUACCCAGAUUUAUAGCACGUCAACGUUUAGUUGAGCAACUUACUAAUCUUGGUCUAUAUAAACGUCGACAAAAUAUUGGAGCCAAUGGAGGUCGAACUGCAUUAUUGCCAAUUUGUUCUCGUUCUGGUGAUAUUAUUGAACCGAUGAUUAAAAAACAAUGGUUUGUACGUACAAAAAAUUUAGCUGAGGCUGCAGUGAAAGCUGUCCAUUCUAAUCAGUUGGAAUUAUUUCCAGCAAAUCAAAAAUUAAUUUGGUCGGAAUGGUUAAAACCAACAAAUCAUAAAGAUUGGUGUAUAAGUCGUCAGCUUUAUUGGGGUCAUCCUAUUCCAGCUUAUAAAGUUAUUACGUCCAACUCAAAAUCAAAUGAUGAUUGUGAUAGUACGGAUCGAUGGAUUGUAGCUCGUUCAAUUAACGAAGCUGUAAAUAUUUUGACUGAUUCUGGACUUCAGUCGAAUGAUUAUCAGCUUAUACCAGAUCAAGAUGUUUUAGAUACUUGGUUCAGUUCUGCACUGUUACCAUUUUCAGUAUUUGGUUGGCCAAAUGAUACUAAAGAACUACGUUUCUAUCCUCUGCGUUUAAUAGAAAGUGGACAGGAUAUAUUAUUUUUUUGGAUUGCUCGUAUGGUUAUGCUUGGUGUAUUUCUAACAGGACAAGUCCCAUUUAAAACUGUCAUUUUACACGGUUUGGUGUGUGAUUCAACUGGUCAAAAAAUGUCUAAAAGUAAAAACAAUUCAGUGAAUCCAUUGAAAAUGAUAAAUGGGAUUGGAAACCUUCCAAAGGAAACUGUUGGAUCAUCGAUCCAAGUAUUAGGUGCAGAUGCUUUAAGAGCUGCAUUAUUAACUCAUCAAUUAUCUCAGUCACAUAUUAAUUUUGAUGAGAAUGUUGUAUUGGAAAUGAGAAAAUUUUGUAAUAAGAUGUGGCAAACAGCUCGUUUUGUUUCGAUUCAACUUAAGAAGCAAAAUGUAUUUCAAUCAGUUUCAAGCAUACAUCACAAAUCACUUGGUACCCAGUGGAUAGAUUUUGUGGGAGGAUUAUGUAAAGAAAAGCAAUUAAGGUUGUUUGAUAUAUGGAUUAUACAUAAAUUAUGUCGAUUAAUUCAUUUGAUCAACUUAUCAUGGACAGAUCCUAAAGACAUUGAUCAUGGUGAAAAUAAGAUUCAGACUGGCAAUCACAGGCUUAGAGUCGAUUUUGAUAAUGAAAAUUUAAAAUGGUCAUUUCAUCAUGGUGUCAAAGGGAUGCAAAAUUGGUGGCUGAAUGAUCUAUGUUCCAUUUACCUAGAAGUAAUUAAAAAUGAAGUUUCUUCACCGUACAACACCAAUUCUUUGCAUAUCUUAUAUCUUUGUCUAAUGACCGGCAUUCAUAUAUUUCAUCCAAUUAUGCCACAUUUAACUGAAGUUCUCUGGCAUGGUUUAAAUAUUAAUAUUGAACAGAAAGACGAGUUGUAUAAUCCAGAAAACAGCUUAUUGAUGCAACAAUUUCCUAAUUGUAAAUGGUUUGAAUUCUUGUAUCAGAAUAACUAUGAUAUUUCAUUGGAUCGUGUACAAGAAAUCAUGUCUGAGCUAACUACAGUAGCUUCGAAUGUCAAUUCUUGGCGUACUUUACUCCGAUCUAUUCAUCAUGAUAAAUCAGGAAAUCCCACGAAAUUAAAGAAAAUUGAAUCUGAUGGUAUUUACUUGAUAAAAAACUCUAGUGAUUCAAAUGUUUCAGAAGAUGAAUCUGCUGUUUUGAAAGCGCUUACAUCUAUUAACUUGAAGUCAGAUGUGCUAAGAAGUAAUAGUUAUGUUUAUAUACCUGUUCAUAAUGAUCAAACUGAUUGGCAUUUAUGUAUAAAUGAGAAUGAAUAUGAUCUUAAUUGGGCUAGAAAUCAAUUACAACUUCGUAUUGAUAAAUUAUGUAAGCGUAAAGAGGAGCUGAUAAAAAUAGAGAAAAUGAAAAAAGGCAAAGAGAAUGCACAUGAAAAAAAUCAAUCUAAGAUUGAAGUAAUAGAAAGAAAAAUGGAAAAACUUGAAUAUCAACUUUCUUGUUUGAUGUAGUAUGAUAUUUUUGUGGUUUAUAAAGAUUAUUGUGUCAAAUUGAGUUAUUGUAAAUCAUUAAUUUUAUGUAUUAUUUGUUACUCAUUUAUGUUUUAUAUAUGGCUUUAAUGAAUUCAAUAAAUUAUUUGCAUAGACAAUUA
Messenger RNA from Schistosoma bovis, 3583 nucleotides. NCBI's taxonomy places the organism in Eukaryota, Metazoa, Platyhelminthes, Trematoda, Strigeidida, Schistosomatidae. The record is from the annotation of a GenBank genome assembly.